GAUAAGGUGAAAGAUAAGCGACGUUCCAGGUCGAAUAACAACAUUUUCGAUUACUUUUUUAGUCAUUAAAAGUUACAACACCUACCUAGUAACUUUGUAGUAGCGCGAAUCGAGGGUGCAAAGUGCAUCUCGGACAAUUUUGAAUGAUUAAUUUCAGUAUUUUCAUAUUUAUAUCGACGUUUCAACCGUUUUGGUGUUGUUUAAGCUGAGACACAAAAUGGGAUCGUAUUUGUAUCACGAGAUUGGUUUGAAUUACGAAAACGAAAAACCUAGUGAAAACAACAGGAAACUUAGUGAUACAAAAUAUGAUCAAAUCAAAACGAUCUCCAGGGUGUACGCCGAUGCAUUGGCCAACAAACCUAAGUCAUUCUACGAGUAUGACAAUUUCAUACCGGCCUACGAUAACAUAGACGAUUAUAGCCUGAUCAAGAAAAUCGGCAGUGGAAAAUACAGUAUAGUUUUUGAAGGAAUUCACGAAUCCAAACGAGAAAGGGUUGUGAUCAAAAUGUUGAAACCUGUUAGAAGAAAGAAAAUUAAAAGGGAGAUAAAGAUAUUGGAAUGUUUAAAAGGAGGAACAAACAUAAUCAAACUACUUUCGGUAGUCGAAAUACCGAUGAACCUUACCGCUCUAGUAUUCGAACAAUUAGUCAAUAGCGAGGAUUUCAAGAAUAUUUAUUUAAAAUUAUCGGAAGAGGACACUAGGUAUUAUCUGUAUGAAGUUUUAAAGGCUCUGGAUUUCUGUCACUCCAAUGGCAUCAUGCACAGGGACGUUAAACCUCACAACCUGAUCGUAGAUCUGGAAAACCGCAAAAUAAGACUGAUCGACUGGGGUCUGGCCGAAUUCUACCAUCCGGGAGUGGAGUACAACGUCAGGGUAGCCUCCAGAUACUUCAAAGGUCCAGAAUUGCUGGUGGACUUUUGUUUCUACGACUAUUCCCUGGAUAUCUGGAGUUUCGGAUGCAUGUUCGCGUCCAUGCUGUUCAGGAAAGAGCCGUUUUUCCACGGUUGCGAUAAUCACGAUCAGCUGUUGAGAAUAGUUAAAGUUUUGGGUACUUCGGAACUCAGUAGUUACUUGAAAAAGUACCGACUCAACCUAGACCCGGAAUUCCAACAAAUGCUCGGGUAUCACAGCCGCAAAUCCUGGCAAAGAUUCGUCAACAGCGAGAACGAGUACCUAGUUGACAGCGACGCCUUCGAUCUCCUAGAGAACUGCCUGAAAAUCGACCACAUGGAUCGUAUUUCGGCCAGGGAAGCCAUGAGGCACAAGUACUUCGCCAAAGUACGAAGAAGAAGCUCGUUCGAAGUACCCAGCAACGUGGGUACUGUGCCUGUAGAUGGCGGUACUGAGAAGUAAGAUGAGAUUUUGAAACUUUCGUUUUUUUAGGACGAUCUUGAAUUUUUACUCUGUGUUAAUCUAAGUUUAACGAAUUAAAUUGAUUUGAUUUUGAAA
Messenger RNA from Sitophilus oryzae (rice weevil), 1450 nucleotides. RefSeq names its product casein kinase II subunit alpha-like. Lineage: Eukaryota; Metazoa; Arthropoda; Insecta; Coleoptera; Curculionidae. Gene Ontology annotation, molecular function: ATP binding; protein serine/threonine kinase activity. Gene Ontology annotation, cellular component: protein kinase CK2 complex; cytosol; nucleus. The record is from RefSeq and is a predicted model, not a curated record. Bases 218 to 1354 code for a protein of 378 amino acids. Gene Ontology annotation, biological process: protein phosphorylation. The transcript is spliced from 6 exons.